ACCACCCCACACCCCUUUGGCCGCCCGGGUCUGGACGCCAGCGGCCCGGGCGUUGCUCUGGUGGCCCUGCGCUCGCGGAGGCGUGGCCGGCGCGCGGGUAUGGGGGUCACGGUGGAGGUGCACCAGGUGUACAAGUACCCCUUCGAGCAGGUGGUCGCCAGCUUCCUGCGAAAGUAUCCCAACCCCAUGGAUAAAAAUGUCAUCUCUGUAAAAACCGUGGAGGAAAAAAGAGAUGUGUCAACAGGGAUCAUCUAUAGAAAGAGGAUUGCAAUCUGUCAGAACGUGGUCCCAGAAAUUUUAAGGAAGGUGAGCAUUUUAAAGGUACCCAGCAUCCAGUUAGAAGAGGAAUCAUGGCUCAAUCCUCAGGAAAGAAACAUGGCCAUACAGAGCCACUGCCUUACGUGGACACAGUACGCAUCCAUGAAGGAAGAGUCUGUCUUUCGAGAAAGUAUGGAAAAUCCAAACUGGACCGAGUUUGUUCAAAGAGGCAGGAUUUCAAUCACAGGGGCUGGCUUUCUCAACUGUCUUUUGGAAACUUUCGCCAGUGCAUUCUUAAGACAGGGAGCCCAGAAGGGAAUUAGAAUAAUGGAGAUGCUGCUAAAGGAACAGUGUGGUGCCCCCUCAGCAGAAUAAAGAAGCAUCAGGGAGCUGUGUUGUGUCUCCUUUUGCUGGGGAGUCACUUCUCGGACACAACACAUCAAAGACACUGUUUUCGAAAUACGGAUUUGAAGAUGCAAUGUGGGCAGCUUAAAGAAGAGGAGACCCCCCCUGGCAGGAUGUGGAAUGAUACACUCCUGGGAGCCAGCCUCAAGCAGCGGCACUGGUGGAGCUGGGACUUUCUAGCUGGAUUUUUUAUGGCACCGUUUCUUUACGAUUUCACCCGUAAAGGGAAAGUGGUGUUGUCCUUCUUCAGGAUGUCCUGCUGACUGCUUGGUGAUGGCGUCAGGGCAGCCAAGGACCGGCCUGCAGAGUGGUGCUUGUGCCUCUGUGUUACCUGCAUCGAUGCCCAUAAGAUUCAUGAGAGGGUUCCGGGACAAAUAAAGGAGUUGAACCUGAUACCUGACUCGCAGGUACCUGGAACAGACAGGAAUGUUCCAGACCUGAGUUGAAGCUAAGCCACAUUUAUAAUAUUUUUUAAGACUCUCAGAAACCAGGAGCAUUUGAUGUCUACCCAUAAGGACUAACGUAACUGCCAUCAGUAUAGCGUUUAUGAUGUAAUGUGUGAACUGUGGUUUGACCUGUGAACAAACAUGGGUGGAGAGUGGGAAGGCAGGUUAUAUUCUUGGCUCCUCCUAAGUUGUUCUGAGAUGUGCAGCAGGCCACAGCCUCUCUGUUUUGCACUGGGCAGAUGGGGAUAAUCGGGCACCGACUUUUCUACCUGGGGUUGUGAUGAUUAAACAAGGCCUUUUAGUAUGAAAAGCCCAGAUUUGAGAAUCAAACAGACUUGGGAUUGAAUCUAAGCGUUGCCACCCACUAGCUCACUAGCACAUAAGUGUACAAAUUGUACAUCUUUCUGAAACUCAUUUUUAAAAAUUUGUACAAUGGGGUGUUAGAAUUAACUGUGUGAGGUUGUUGGACCGAUUUUGGAGUAUAUAUAUAUAUAUAGUUCCUAGCAUUCCUGGUGCAUAGUAGAAGUUCAGUAAAUAGAAGCCAUUAUUAUUAUUAUGUGAAGCCAUUUUGAAAAUGUACUUUUCAAAUGUAAUUUAAGAUGGUAUUACUGUUUGAAAAUUAGAUGACAGUAGUUUACAUUUCCCAUGAUUGGGAGCCAAACUAUAAAUGUGCAUUACCUAACAGAAAGCUUGAAGAGAGGCAAUAAUUUGGAAUUCAUCUUAAGAUAAAAAUUGGGCCAUUACUGGAAAGUCUUGGGGACAUUUUUAAAAAAAUAUUUGAAAGACUUCCCACUUAGUGUAUUGAUGAAUUUCAAGGCAGUUUUAAAAUACAGGCCUGCCACUGUGAGCCUCUUCUUGGUGUAUUUGAGUUGUUUGCACUGCCUGAGUUUUUGAGUCUUGGGAUAAUUUCUCCUCAUUUACUUAGUGUUUUAUUCUUCUAGUUGUGUCGAAGGGAAAAAAUAGUGGUAGAAACCAGAACACACUUUGGCCUCCUUUUUCAGUUUGUAAAUGGCAUUUUGUAGGAUUUUGGAAUAAUAGCCCCCUUCCCAAAAUAAGAGGUGAUGUGAUUUAUCACGGGGGUGACAGGUUAGAAAUUUGUAUUUGGAGGUUGACAUUGGAAUAAACUUGACUCUUCCUACUCGACAACUUGCCGCCUCUGAAGGCGGGAGAAUUCUCAAUCCUGGCAGUCCAUUACCACAGGGGGAGCUUUGUGCAAUACUGGUGCCCAGGUUACAUCCCAGACCAAUAAAUCAGAAUCUCUGGGGGGAACACAGGCAUCCGUAUUUUUAAAGUUCCCUAGGUGAUGCCAAUGGGCAGCUAAGGAUGAGAACACUACCAUGAAUUCUAGGUGAUUUGAAGACAUUCCCUGAUUUCUUUCUUAACACCCCUGAGGUAGGAAACGAUCUUGGAAGUAAGACUUUUUGUGAGAACUAGAAAUACUGAAGCACAGAGAGACUGACUUUUGCCCUCAUUCCUUGAAGCUGGGAUGGCUGAUGCAAAUGCCUGCAGGGGGCUUGCAGGUGAUCUGAUGGGUGAAGCGGGCUGGUGGCCCCUGGGGAGAUCCCGGAAGUACGUGCCGGAGAAAGGUGAGCAGCUGCUGCCUGGCUCCAGCACGGUAGUGUUGCCACGUGGCUGGUUUUUCUAGUUCUUUCAAUUUCCAAUUUUCCAGGAAAAGAGAGCAUUUAAAAAGGAAAGAAAUCUCCCAGUUUGUACAAUGUUGGCAAUAAAUUCAGAAUUGUUUAAAACAUUGUGCUGGCCAAACGAAACGUGUUUGCCAGUAGUUUCCAGCCUCUGCCUCAAGCGUGUUCAAGACCAGCCUAAAUAGCAUCCAGCUAAUAUUUAAUAGGUUUGCAUUUCCAUACCCUGGAUGUAAGCUGCAUUCUGCCUCUCCUCCAAGACUGCUUUUGAAUGUAUUUUCCCCCCAUUUCCACAUAAUCCUCUGGACUUGCCUCAGACACUUCCCCUCCCCCCCUUGUUCUCCUGCAGGCAUCCGUUGCUUCAAGCUUUUCAUCGAUGGCUUAAAAACCUUACGCUCUUUUAAAAAUUAAUUAGGGCUUGUGAGAGUUCAUUUUUAUUAUGUGUCAGAAUUCUUUCCCUGUGUUAAAACAUUUAGAAGCCCACAUUUAAAUUUUAUUUUAUUUUUUUUUAUCCGUAGUCUAGUGUAAGGAAUGUCAAAACCAGGAGUACAGCCUUACCGGGCAGAUUAGGAACAAGGGUAGGGAAGGGUUGAUUCACAGACCUGGUCAGCCUCCUCCUGACUCGGUUGCUGAGCCUACCUUUCAAGGUGAUGAUUUGCUACAGUGAGUCCCAGACUCCCACUUGUACCAGAAAUCGUGGGGGAGGUGUGCUGAAGUAGAGGUUCCCAGGACCUCCCCCAGUGUUUCUGCUUCAGGACCUUUCAGUCAGGACCUGGCGAGCUGCAUUUGGAAAUAAAUUUACCAGGAGGCUCAGUCGUGCUGUUUCACAGACGCAUGUUCUGAGAAACACAGAUUUAGCGGAGCUGUUUUUGGCCUCCGUGCCGUCUAUCAUUUAUAAAGGUUUUUUGCAGUCAGUUGGGCCUGCUGAUCAAUACAGUUGAUCACUGAGAACACAAUAUAAAGUUCUUAUGCAGAGAGAAGCUGACUUAAGCUAUCCCUACAUGACUGAGGUGCUUUUAUCAUGAAGGGGCUUAUAUGGUUUCAGUAAUAUGUGGAUUAAAGAGAAAAGGUGCUCUAUUCUUUUUAUAUAAAUCGCUGUGUGCAUUUUAUAAGCAGUCUGUGUGUAGUAACAUCUCAUUGAUCAGACACUGGGGGGUACGUGAAUGGAUGGACAGCCUCGAGGCUUUUCUUUUAAGUUGCACACCUUUUUUGCUUUAUGUCAACCGUUUAUAUGGAAUGUUUUCUUAAUGUAGUAAACACUUUCCUGCCUUUGCAAGCCAGAACCUACUGAAGAGAAAGAAGUCUUCUCAGGGUCGGUGUUUAUGCUUGGAAUUCUUUCAGGUCCUAUUUAGGUUUGUUAAAGCCCCUACACUGAAUGGCCCCCAAAGGCUGUGCUCUUUGAGGGGCCAUUUUGCAGUGGUGUUUAUCAUUUGUCUUGUCCUUCGCAGCUGUCUGUUGUUUCUCUCUGCCAAUACCCUGUCUGCCUCUAGGAACUGUCCUUUCAUUUGCUGUAUGGAGCUAGGAAAUCAUGUAAUUGCAUAACAGUAAACAGGAUUCGAGUGAGGCUUUGAGGAGCUUUUCUAGCAGUUAAAUGAAUGAACGUUGCUGCAUGGACUUAGUGACAUUAUUUUAGUGGCUCCACUACCUUUUUCUAACUUACUUCCUGAUCCCCAACUGCAGUUGUCGGCUCUGUGACCUCAAGGUAAGGGACAUGUGGCUACAAGUGGUUUCUCUUGAUUUUUAGGCCAUUGUCUCCCCCCCAGUCAUGUUAGUGUUUUCAUAUGUGCAGUUCUAUAAUGUAAAACUUGCCAGAAAAAUAUGGUGAAUGCUGCUGCCGAGGGCGAUCCAACUGAAGGGCAGGGAUCUUCAAUAUGGGGAGCGGCACG
Messenger RNA from Hipposideros armiger (great roundleaf bat), 4632 nucleotides. It is a transcript of the gene PRELID2, whose product is annotated as PRELI domain containing 2. The record is from RefSeq and is a predicted model, not a curated record. Gene Ontology annotation, cellular component: mitochondrial intermembrane space. NCBI's taxonomy places the organism in Eukaryota, Metazoa, Chordata, Mammalia, Chiroptera, Hipposideridae. The coding region runs from base 100 to 633 and encodes 177 amino acids. The transcript is spliced from 7 exons.